Molecule: messenger RNA, 2103 nt
Organism: Penicillium paradoxum
Lineage: Eukaryota; Fungi; Ascomycota; Eurotiomycetes; Eurotiales; Aspergillaceae
Product: putative acyl-CoA synthetase
Exons: 4
Coding region: 1-2103 (700 amino acids)
Source: RefSeq, a predicted model, not a curated record
AUGUCCCCGCACCCCCAAGCAACAACUCACUCCCAUUCUCUCAAUGACCCAGAAAGCUUUUGGUCGCAUCACGCGACCAGGCUCCACUGGCACCGCAAGCCCUCACGUGCCCUAACACGGCAGACAAAGACGCUGCCAAGUGGCACUGAGCACGAGCAUUGGUCGUGGUUCGCCGACGGCGAGAUCUCUACGACCUACAAUUGCGUCGACCGACAUGUGAUUGCAGGCCAUGGCGAUAAUGUUGCCAUUGUCUGGGAAUCCCCCGUCUCCGGUGUAACAGAAAAGUAUACUUACGCUCGCUUGCUUGAUGAAGUUGAGGUUCUUGCUGGUGUGCUUAGAGAGGAAGGAGUGCAGAAGGGUGAUGUUGUUAUCAUCUACAUGCCAAUGAUCCCUGCGGCUCUGAUAGCCGCGCUAGCAAUAACCCGCCUGGGUGCAAUCCACGCCGCCGUGUUUGGGGGCUUCGCCUCGCAAGCUCUCGCGCAGCGCAUUGAGGCGGCGCGUCCUAAAGCAAUCAUGACGGCCUCGUGUGGAAUUGAAGGAUCCAAGGGGCCCAUUGCCUACCGACCGCUCGUUGAAGGCGCUAUCACGGCAAGUAGCUUCAAGCCGAGUAGGGUCAUUGUCUGGCAGCGCGAUCAAUUGCGUUGGGACCAGCCGGAUAAGCGCGGCGGGCAGCGAAAUUGGCAAAGACUCGUCAAGAGCGCACGGUCCCGUGGAGUCAAGGCCGAGCCCGUUCCCGUGAAAAGCACGGAUGCACUUUACAUCAUCUAUACCAGUGGCACCACCGGUCUGCCCAAGGGCGUCCUCCGUGAAGCAGGUGGCCAUGCCGUAGGCCUGGAACUCUCUGUAAAAUCCCUAUUCGGGAUCAAAGGCCCUGGUGACACGAUGUUCUGUGCCUCAGACAUAGGCUGGGUUGUCGGACAUUCAUACAUCCUCUAUGCGCCGCUGCUGGUUGGCGCCACAACCGUCCUGUUUGAAGGUAAGCCGGUCGGCACACCCGAUGCAGGGACAUUCUGGCGCAUUGUCGAGAAGCACAAAGUCAAUGCACUCUUUACAGCGCCGACUGCCCUGCGUGCCAUUCGGAAAGAUGACCCCGAAGAUCAGCUCAUUGGCGAUGCUGGAAAGCGCGGAGGACUGAAAUCCCUGCGCGCGCUUUUCCUUGCCGGCGAGCGUAGCGAGCCAAGUAUAGUUCGUGCAUACCAGGAUCUGCUUGGAAAAUAUGCGGCAGACGGUGCGCUGGUUAUUGAUAACUGGUGGUCAUCUGAAUCCGGCUCGCCGAUCUCGGGAGUUUCAUUGAAUGGGACUGCUGCUGUUGCUGGUCCGGCAUCAGGUCCAGAUUAUCCCCCGCUCGCUCCCCGCCCCGGAUCAGCAGGCUUUCCAAUGCCUGGAUUCGACGUACGCAUUGUCGAUGACGAAGGCAAUGAAGCUCCGCGCGGCACAAUGGGAAAUAUAGUUAUGGCGCCGCCUCUAGCACCAACGGCGUUCACGACUCUCUUCGAGGCUGACGAGCGGUUCUAUCGUGGGUACUUGCUGCGGUUCAACGGGCGCUGGAUUGAUACCGGUGAUGCGGGGAUGAUUGAUGAGGAUGGCUACGUGCAUAUUAUGUCGCGGAGCGACGAUAUCAUCAACGUUGCGGCGCAUCGGUUCAGUACUGGAUCCAUCGAGCAAGCAAUCCUCUCGCACCCUUCCAUCAGCGAAGCAAGCGUUGUCGGUAUUCCUGACCCGUUAAAGGGCCAUCUACCCUUCGCCUUUAUCCAACCAAAGGCCAUUGCGGGGGCGGGAGAAUCCGGGCCUCUUCCGGCAACACCCAGCCCAGAGUUGUUUGCCGAGGUCAAUGCGCUGGUGCGCGAGCAGAUCGGGGCUAUUGCGUCGCUUGGUGGGAUCAUCCAGGGUCGGGGGAUGAUCCCCAAGACACGGAGUGGAAAGACGCUUAGACGCGUUCUUCGGGAGCUUGUUGAGGUUGGAGUUCGAGGAGAUUAUACGGCAGAGGUUAGUGUUCCGCCUACAGUUGAAGACGCGGAUGUUAUCAUUGUUGCGAGAGCCAGGGUCAGGGAAUACUUUGAGGAGAAGAAAGAGGCCAAGAGAGCCGGUAAGGCGAAGCUUUAG